AUGUCGCGGCCACGAGCCGUCUCUGGCGCUGAUGCGCAUAAAGAACCUCAUUCUAUCUCGUUGAAAGGCUUUCACGGCCAUCGCUAUCUCUACAACAUCCUCUCCCAGAUUCCGAUGCGCACAUCUCGAAAAGAGCUUCUCUCAGCUAUCCCUCAGGCACAUCCGAUCCGCAGUUCAUACUUAGUCCAAAUGUGGCUCACCCUACCACCAGCCUUUGGGUCAGCAUAUGUUGGCGAGACGUUUGCAUGCUCGCUCUCCGCCAACAAUGAAGCGCUCAACGGGAACUCUCGCGUCGUCGCCUCGAUUAGGAUGCAGGCAGAUAUGCAAACCCCCUCGCAGACGAUCCCGCUCGAACUACUCCCGCCAGAUGAAGAGUCGAGCCAAGUAGCUGGAGCGUCUGCCGCCAAUUCUGUUCAGAAGAUAAUACGCUUCGAUUUGAAAGAGGAGGGCAACCAUGUGCUGGCGGUAAGCGUGAACUACACCGAGAUAUUGAUGGUACCCAACAAAGACGCACAGAGCGGAUACCAGGCUUCUGGAGGGAGGGUGCGGACAUUUAGGAAGCUGUACCAGUUCAUUGCCCAGCCUUGUCUCAGUGUACGGACCAAAGCUACGGAAUUGGCCCCGCGUGAGAUAGAGAACCGUUCACUUGGACCAUACGGGAAGACGCGGUUACUUCGUUUUGCGUUGGAGGCACAGCUUGAAAAUGUUGGAGACGGGGUCAUUGUUCUGGGGGUUCCAACGCUUAAUUCAAAGCCUCCAUUCAAAUCGACAUCGCUGAAUUGGGAUUUCUACCAAAGAAAUGGAGAGCGGAAGAAAGACGCUCCGACUUUGGCCCCGAGAGAUGUCCUACAGAUUGCAUUUCUGGUCGAGCAGGAAGAAGGCCAACAGGAGGGUCUCGAAGUCAUGCAAAUGGAUAUCAGUCGAGAUGGCCGCACAUCCCUUGGCCAACUGUCUAUCCAGUGGCAAGGUGCUAUGGGAGAGAAGGGAUACUUGACAACAGGAAGCUUGAUGACAAAGAGGAGACCAUAA
Messenger RNA from Microsporum canis CBS 113480, 1029 nucleotides. RefSeq names its product DUF974 domain-containing protein. The coding region runs from base 1 to 1029 and encodes 342 amino acids. Gene Ontology annotation, cellular component: TRAPPIII protein complex. Lineage: Eukaryota; Fungi; Ascomycota; Eurotiomycetes; Onygenales; Arthrodermataceae. The transcript is spliced from 4 exons. The record is from RefSeq and is a predicted model, not a curated record.